This is a messenger RNA of Tauraco erythrolophus (red-crested turaco), 1709 nucleotides long. NCBI's taxonomy places the organism in Eukaryota, Metazoa, Chordata, Aves, Musophagiformes, Musophagidae. The record is from RefSeq and is a predicted model, not a curated record.
AGUUUAGGGAAAAUCAUUCAGCGAGACUUCUUUCCUGACGUGGAGAAGCUGCGAGCGCAGAAGGAGUAUCUGGAGGCUGAAGAAAACGGUGACUUGGAGAAAAUGAGACAAAUUGCUAUCAAGUUUGGCUCCUCCUUGGGCAGAUCAUCGAGGGACACACCUGCACCCUAUGUUACUCCAGCCACAUUUGAAACCCCAGAAGUGCAUCCGGGUGGCCUUCCACUGGGGAAUAAAUCCAAAGCUGGCGUCAAAACUGGAGAGGAAGGAGAAGCAGAAAAAGAUGAUAAAGAUGCACUUCCCAGUCUGGACAGCUUCUUGGCAAAACACACGAGUGAAGACAAUGCUUCAUUUGAGCAGAUCAUGGAAGUGGCCAAAGAGAAGGAGAAAGUCAAGCAUGCUUGGCUGUACAGUGCGGAAGAGGAGUACGGCCAGCGACGAAAUGAGAACCUGGCACUUCCUUCAGCAGAGCAGCAAGCUCUGGAGAAUGUGAAAGCUGGACUGGAGACUUGGGAGUACACAGCUCGAAACACUCUCAUGUAUUACCCGACAGGUGUACCUGAUGAGAACGAUGUGUUUAAGAAGCCCAGGGAAGUUGUCCAUCGAAACACCCGGUUUGUGAAGGACCCUUUCAGCCAAGCCGUGAGCAAAUCACAGCUCCAACAAGCUGCAGCCCUCAAUGCUCAGUACAAACAGGGCAAAGUGGGACCAGAUGGGAAAGAACUGAUACCCCAAGAGUCUCCAAAAGUGAAUGGAUAUGGAUACGUGGCUACGCCUUCUCCUGCCCCCGGUGUGAAUGAGUCUCCUUUUAUGACAUGGGGUGAAAUUGAAAGCACCCCUUUGCGUCUAGAAGGGUCAGAAACACCAUAUGUGGACAGAACACCUGGACCAGCCUUCAAGAUCCUGGAGCCUGGGCGCCGUGAAAGGUUAGGACUGAAGAUGGCCAAUGAAGUCGCAGCUAAAAACCGAGCAAAGAAGCAGGAGGCACUGCGAAAAGUGACAGAAAACUUGGCCAGCCUCACUCCAAAAGGACUAAGCCCAGCAAUGUCACCAGCUUUGCAGAGACUAGUAAACAGGACUGCAAGUAAAUACACCGACAAAGCCCUGCGAGCCAGCUAUACUCCUUCCCCGGCCCACUCAGGAACUCCUGGUUACAAGACCCCAGCAAGUGGGCCUCAUACACCCACAAGCACCCCACAAGCUAGGACAGUGUCUCAGACACCGGUAUCUCAGGAUACUACAUCGAUCACAGACAAUUUACUGCAGCUUCCUAAAAGAAGGAAGGCAUCUGAUUUCUUCUGAAUAUUCCAGUCACCAGCAAGGCGAUAGUGAACUGGCUGUGCUGGGCUGUCUGCAAACUGGAUGUUGUGAGCCAUCAGCAGUAAGGGGUGUGUAGAUGCAGCUGCCAGAAUGGAAGCCAGCAGUUACAAAAUCUGGGACCAGCGCUACUCUAGACUAUAGAGUUAAAAUAGCUUGUGAUGUGCUCUUUGGAAGCAGGGUACCUCCUGCUGUGUUAUAACUUGCCUUUGAACUGCAUGGGUGGGAUGCACAGGGCUGCUGUAGCAAAAGGAUGCUUCCUGCAGGGGCAGAGAAGAUUCUGGACUUUUGGAAAAUGGCGAUAAUUUUUUUUAAGAUGUAUUUCUCUUUUUAAGAUGGCCAUGCAUUUAAAUGUGUUUCUGUACAGAUACAUCUAUUUAUAAAAUGUGGUAACC